Molecule: messenger RNA, 1518 nt
Organism: Eimeria necatrix
Lineage: Eukaryota; Apicomplexa; Conoidasida; Eucoccidiorida; Eimeriidae
Product: Retrotransposon nucleocapsid protein, related
Exons: 1
Coding region: 1-1518 (505 amino acids)
Biological process (GO): DNA integration
Molecular function (GO): nucleic acid binding
Source: RefSeq, a predicted model, not a curated record
AUGGCCGCAAGCCUACUCGAAGUGUCCCGUUUCCGCUUUCCCUACGAAUUCGCUGCAAAACAACCAGAAGACACUAUACAGAUAGAGUUUCGCGUUCGGCACGUCACCUUUCGCUAUGUGCCGCCUUAUUUGCACAUUUGUAUUCAUGGACUAUGGCGAAUCUGUGUCCCACAACUCCCUGGGUUCCUUAUGCAUGUCUUGCAUUUACAUCAUGACCAUGUGACAGCCGGCCACUGGGGCCAGAAGAAGACCUUCACGGCUCUUAGUAAGCACUACUACUGGCCAUGGAUGCGUGCCUACACUACUGCAUAUGUUGAAUCCUGUACUCACCGUCAUGCGUCUAAGUCUCUGAGCCAGAAACCUGCAGGCCUUCUUCAACAGCUACUCAUCCCUUCGCGUCGGUGGGCACACGUGAUCCUCGAUUUUACCACGGAUCUUCCCCUUACGAGGACAGGGAACGACUCGAUUCUCGUGAUGGUCGACUCUCUGAGCAAGAUGGCUCAAUUUGUUCCUGCAAAGAAGUCAUUCACAGCAGCAGACACCGUGGAGCGUCUCGCAGACCGUCUUAUCCGCUACCACGGAUUUUCAGAGGUGCUCAUAUCGGACCGCGACCCUCGCUUCCAGUCAGACCUCUGCCCACAACUAUGUCGUCGCUUCAACAUCAAACGCGCCAUGUCCUCGUCCUACGAUCCGCAAAGCGACGGUCAAACUGAAAGGGUUAACCGCACACUGAAGCAGAUGCUUCUUACCUACAUCCAACCUGACGAACGCCAGUGGGAGCGCUUACUUCCGGCCCUGGAACUUGCCUACAACACGACAUGCCAUUCAUUCAUCGCGCUCUCUCCCUUCGAGGUCAUGAUCGGCGAGAACCCGCUGACUGCUGCGAAUCUUGAAUUCGUAGGCGCGUUAGCCCCGACCAUCACUCCUCCGAUGACCAAGCUCUUCCGGCAGCUCUGCGACAGAGCGCAGAGCCACAUACAGAAGACAGAAUGGAAGCAGGAAUAUUACGCAGACAAAAAGCGCCGAGCUGUGGAGUAUGCAGUGGGCGAGAAGGUUUGGCUGAGCAGCAAGCAUCUACCGGCGUCAUCUAGCUGCCCUAAGUUCGAGCCCCGUUACCGAGGACCCUUUGAAAUCAUUGAACGAAUAGGCACCGUCGCUAACCGUCUCGCUUUACCUCCUACUUAUGCAUGCCACAACGUUUUUCAUGUUUCGCAGCUAGUUCCCCACUGCCCCCGCCCUCCAGACUUGGUUCCCCAGGAAGCCGAUACCGCCUGGCCCCCUAUCCGCGAUGCGGCAGGUAAUCCGACAGAGAAGUAUGAGGUCGAUUAUAUUAUGGACCAACGCGGCUCAGGCGCCGAUGCCCAGUACCUCGUGAAGUGGCGAGGCACCCCAGAAGAUCAAGCCACGUGGGAGCUCGCUAACCGCCUAACAGGAUAUCAGGCUUUGCUCCGUGCUCGGCACCGCCGUCAGAAAAGACAUCUUCAGGCUAGAAACAAUCUUGCUCCUUCCGAGGUGUAG